UUUCAAUUUCAAUUUCUAGAGAGAGAAAGAGAAGGAGUUAGAGAGAGAAUCAUCAAGAUUUCGAUCAUGGAGUUUCUGUAAACAACAAUUCUCAGGGUUUUCAAGCAUUUCGUAACUAAAAUUUAGCAAGAUGAACACUAAAGUCCGGUUAGUUCGAUGCCCAAACUGCCGGAAUGUUCUACCGGAGCCGCCAGGAGUUCCUGUAUACAAAUGUGGAGGAUGUGGUAUCGUUCUUCAAGCAAAGAAGCGGAAAAAUGGUUCUGAUGAUCAAGUAAUCGACAGCAGCUCAAAUCAACAGCCACCGGUUAGUUCAAUUGGUGCACCAGGUCAUAACCGAAUGGAUGGAGAUCAGGAUGCGGCUAUGAAAUCAGAAAACGAUACGGUGGAUGCACCAUCAAAUGGAAUGGAACAGUAUUCCUCCGGCAAACGGAAAAUGGAGCAACUUUCUGAUGAUCAAGAAGCCGCCAGCAGCUCAAAUCAAGAUUUACUGGUUAGUUCUGUCGAUGAGCCACAUCGAGAUGGUGAUCAUAACGAUAUUCAUACGGGCCAUGAGGAUCCGGAAUCAUUGCCUGAAACUACAACUCAUAACAGAAUGAAUCAAGAUCAUGAUGCAACUAAGAUGCAACUGUCAGGUAGACUCGAAGAGUAUUCCUCCGGCAAAUGGAAAACGAAGCAACUUUCUGAUGAUCAAGAAGCUGCCUACAGCAGCUCCAAUCAACAAUCGCUGGUGAAUUCGAUCAAUGAACCAGAUCGAAACACUGAUCAUAAUGAUCCUCGUAGCUCGACUGAGCUUUCGGGUCACGAGGAUCCAGAGUCAUCACCUGAAGCCACAGUUCACAACAGAAUGGAUCAAGAUCAUGAUAAAGAUCAAGAUGAAGAUCAAGAUGAAGAUCAAGAUGAAGAUCAUGAUGAAGAUCAUGAUCAUGAUCAUGAGCAAGAUGAAAAUCAUGAUCAUGAUCAAGAUGAAGACCAUGAUCAUGAUCAAGGUGAAGAUCAUUCUUCUGGCAAACUGAAAAUGGAGCAACUUUCUGAUGACCAAGAAGCUGACAGCAGAUUGAAUCAACGAUCGCUGGUUGUUUCAAUCAAUGAGCCGGUUCGCAACAGUGAUCAUUAUGAACCUCGUUGCUCGUCUGAGCUUUCUUAUCAUGAGGAUCCAGAGUCGUCUCCAGAAGCUGCAGUUCAUAACAGAAUUGAUCCAGAUCAAGAUCACCAUCAUGAUCAUGAUUAUGAUCAAGUAAUGUUUCCAAUUAACGGAGUAUUGGGAAACCAUAAGAUUGGGGAUGAGUUUGAAGAGAACAGUUCGAUUUCUGACUUUAACGAGAUUGAAGAGCCAUCACGCGAAGCUAUUGCUAAUAUAAAGAUUGUUCGGGAUUCUGAUGGUGGCUCUAAGUCGAGCUUUAAGAGCUUGAUUGCAGAAAAGCUGCUAGAUACACGGCAGAAGAAAGUGGUGUAUUUGGACGAUGAUGACACGAUAUCGGAAGACGGAAGUGCAGAUUUGUGCCAUCGUCAAAGAUUUGAGCGCGUCAGCUCGGCGGAGACUUUGGAAAAUGGACGAUUUGGUGGCAUGAGUUACUACGGCUAUGAGGGCAGCGUAUCUUCUUUUGACGGAAACAACAAUCAAAUCCUGAGAAAGAAUCAUAUUGGUCCGAAAGGGGAUGAAAGGCAUCAUUAUAAGCGGCGUAAUGGCCAUGGGGUUAAAGACGAACACCGGUCCAUGGAUGUCAGAUCGUUUUACGGAAAUACCAGCCCGUUGAGACAUGGCAUGAACGAGUUCCAUGGGAAUCCGAGACAUCGUUCAUCUGUGAUCCCUGAAAACCCGAAAAUGGAGAGACUGGAGCUAUUGAAAAUGGUUAGAGAACUGCAGGAUCAGCUCGAAAGAACUAACGUCUCGAAUGCUGCACCGCAAAUUCCUUCAUACCGCAACAAUUUUUCGAACCACCCCGGAAGAUAUGGCCAGCGAAUGGCGUAUUCCGGCGAAACAACAGCGGUUAAUAGACAACGAGAUGGCGGCUCGUGCUACUAUUGUUGUCCACAAGACCGCCAUUUCUCUGCCCAGCUUCCGCGGCAAUGUGUUUAUUGUAAUGGGCCUCCUUACGUGCCCACCCCCUGCUACAGCUCACAUUGUUCUGGCUCGUCGAGCCCUCAACACCAUUCAGAGUCUGAGUUCUUGGCACCAGUGCGGAGCAAACCAGAACCUGAGGACCGCCGGCAGCGGAAUGACGUCCGAAAACAGUAUCGUUCGCCAAAGAAACGAUUCAUCCGACCAAUUGCCGGUGGGUCACCGUGGAUCACUUGUUACCGGUGCUCGCAACUUCUUCAGCUGCCUCAAAGCUUUCUAGUUUUCAAGAGAAGAUGCCACAGUGUGAGGUGUGGUGGUUGUUUGAAGGUGCUGAAUUUUACGCUUUCAAACGGGACUCAUGUUAGUCGAUACUAUCCAGAAGAAAUGAUCGCUGCUCCGCCAAGCAGCGAGGUGGAGGAGUAUGCUAAUUCACGAGCAGACCCAGUUUCGUGUUCCGAUCGUUCGUUUCAAAAGAGUUACUCGACAGAAACGGAUAGAAACGGUUCUCGGGAAUUCAUUGAUAGAAGAAAGGCGAUUAUGUCAAGAGACCCAUCUGGUUCAGCCGGGCCGUCUUCUUCAAAGAUUUCAGGCCGGAGAAAGGCAACAUCGGAGAUCGAGGAGGUUGAGCCGGCCGGAGGUUCACCGCUGCAUUGGCUCAUGGGUUAUGCUUCUCCGAGUAAGGUGAUCCGUGGUUGAUCGGAGUUUUGAAGAAAAUCAGUUAUUUUAUAGUGUACAGUUGCAUUGCAUACGCUUGCUUCAUAUAAAUUUGUUUGUAUUUUUGGGUCAGUAUUGUUGAUUUAUUAUUAUUAUUAUUUAUACAAAAU
Molecule: messenger RNA, 2883 nt
Organism: Cynara cardunculus var. scolymus (artichoke)
Lineage: Eukaryota; Viridiplantae; Streptophyta; Magnoliopsida; Asterales; Asteraceae
Product: protein ENHANCED DISEASE RESISTANCE 4
Exons: 4
Coding region: 131-2755 (874 amino acids)
Biological process (GO): regulation of defense response to fungus
Source: RefSeq, a predicted model, not a curated record